This is a messenger RNA of Microthlaspi erraticum, 1029 nucleotides long. NCBI's taxonomy places the organism in Eukaryota, Viridiplantae, Streptophyta, Magnoliopsida, Brassicales, Brassicaceae. The record is from the annotation of a GenBank genome assembly.
AUGCCGCCACGUCUUCAUCAACCCAUUCCCCAGCUUAGGCGCGUGGUUUUCACUUUCCACGUGAUCGGAAAAGUCUUACCAAAGAUCAGCUCUCAGAGUUCUGAUAAAUGGCGUUGUCACGCCGUUAACGUUGACUGCAGACGGAGAGCUACAAUGGACGGAAUCUGGACGGCGGAAAUCGACGGUGGAAAACGAUAUCCUGAGUUUGGAUUAGGAAGUGGUAAUGGCAUGAUAAAGUCAUUGUUGGAGCCGGUUGGACUCCCUUGUAGUGCGACAAGUGCUACUAUUUCCAUUAUCCGAGGUCGUACACGUUCUUUAGAUGUGGCAACUAUCAAACAAGGAACAACCAAAUUCUUCAGCGUCUUGAUGCUUGCUUGGGGUUUAGUGGCUGAUAUAGACAUCGAGUCAGAGAAGUUCAGAUGGAUGGGCAGUGCUCGCUUUGAUGUCUAUGGUCUCCAGAGAAUAAUAUGCUUAAGGCAAUACAAUGGACGGAUCCUAUUUGUGCCAGCUCCUGGGUUUGAAAACUCUGGGAAACCAGCCAGUUGCAGUGUUGACAAAGAGCCGUUUGUUAGCGAUAAGGCACUUGGAUACCAAGGACCCGAUACAAAACUUGAAGUUAUGGAAUGGAGAGAAAUCAAAGGCCCAUUUGUUUCAGUAUGGCUUCACAAUGUUCCCUGGGGUGCUGAGAAUACUUUGGCUGCUCCUAAUGCAAAGUUUUCUGAUGGCUUCCUGGAUUUGAUCGUCAUGAAAGACUGCCCUAAGCUUGCCUUGCUAUCACUUAUGACAAAGUUGAGUGAUGGAACACAUGUUCAAUCACCAUAUGUAUCAUAUCUAAAGGUGAAGGCAUUCGUGUUGGAGCCCGGUGCACGGAUAGACGAACCAGACAAGGAAGGAAUCAUAGAUUCGGAUGGAGAAGUUUUGGCAAGGGGAAGAAGAUCGUAUAAAUGUGAUCAAAAGGCUUUGAUGUCUUACGAUAAGCUUCAAAUAACAGUUGAUCAAGGUUUAGCUACUCUCUUCUCUCCUGAAUAA